CCAUUAAUCUAAACAAAAUCCAUUUCUCAAAAACCUCUUUACUCUGUCUUUCGGUCUUUCUGUCUGUCCCUCCUCUUUUGCAACAUAACAAUGGGGAGUUGUUUUAGCAAGAAAACCAGAGGCGACAACACUUCUCCAAGCCAAACCAAACCACCUCAAAAUGAACUCAAAACCCUAGUUACUGAAAAAAAGACGAGAGUGGAAGAUCAAGAAACCCUGAAAAAGGAGUUCUUAAUCACCAAACCCAGUAAAAGUCACGAUCUUGAUCGAUUCUCAGAGGAUGACAAGGGAAGAACAGAACAAAACCCUAUUGCUCUGUCAUCCGACAACAAUCCCACAAAAUCUGAUCCAAUCGAUGCCCCAGGGAGCAACAUUGCAUUGGGAUUAGGGGUCUUGAGGACCUCCAGUUGCACGAAAGAAGAAAUUGACGCGAUUCUGAUACAAUGUGGUCGUCUCAGCCGCAGCUCUUCCAACGGGAAAGCAGCGUGUUCCGGUUCUUCCGACAAUCAGGCGAGCGGACACGCCAGGAAAUAUUCUGGGUCAAAGAGGAGCUUUGAUUUCGAUCAAGAUGGUUCAAACAAUACCAAAGGUAACAGCUUUCAGAGAGACGUUGACAUUGACGUGGAAGACGGCGAUGAUGAUCAGACCACGGUUGAGAGAAUUCGUCGCCACCGUCAACGACAGUCCUCCGGUAGACGGCGUACACCAAGCAGAGAGAGAGACCAGCAACAGAGAUCCGGGAGCAGUAGACGGGUGAGCCGCUCACCGACCGGUCGGAGAUCUGAAUCUCCAAACACCGGCGGAGGAGCAAUAUUAGGUAACAUCACAAACAACAAUGCUGUAAACAAACCGGGGAAGAUUAUCUCGGUUCCGGCUACCGUAAAUUCUCUUGUUCUGGACAAAAGAAACAAUCUUUCCGAAGCUACAACUGCAAUUAAGCGGAUUCAAGUCAAUGAAAAGCCUGUCGGGUCGCGAAGUGCUGCUUCACCUCGUUCUCAGUCCCCGGCAAGGGCCAAUGUCAGAGCAGCCGCUGAAAACCCUAACCCACAAUCCGGCCAACAACAACAGCAGCCGUCAUUGUCACUUAGCCGAAGCAAUUCAAGGAAGGCCGAACAAUCUCCUUUUAGAAGAAACCCUUUGGGAGAGAUUGAUCAGAACAUAACCACUGGCACUGGCUACCAGAAAGCAAUGGUCAACAAUGGCAAAAUCACAGAUAACAAUCCAACUUCAUACACUGCAUUAUUACUUGAAGACAUUCAAAAAUUCCACCAAAAGAAGCCUGUGGACGACCUUAAGAAGAAGAAGAAGGAGUCUUUUGUAGAAGAUGAUCUGUUGGAGCAGAGCAGUCACCAAUAUGUAACGGUUAGGAGAAAGGGCAGGGAGGAAGAUCUAGAAGAGUCUUCCGGGAGCAAUAGUGUGGUGAGUGGUGGACAUAACUGGGUUUCGACUGAUUCAACCGAUAGUUGGAGUACUUCUUCUGUAAAAGAUGAUCCCAUUGAUAUCCGAAGAAGAGGAAGAAGAAUGACGAUUGAAAAGAAGGGAUUUGAGAAUAAUAAACAGACGACAGGAAUUGGGAGAAAAAGAAAUGUUCAUUCAAUUGCUGCUUCAAGUUGAAUGUUGUCUUAAUUCAUUGUUUACAACAACAAUCUUCACUCUAGUCAAUAACUCAUUUAUGUUUGAGUAACAUUUUAUGCCUCGUCUCGUGUCCACUUUUUGAGUGAUGUUUUUAUGCAUUUUUUUGUGUGUGAAAUAAUUCAUUUCAUUCAAAAAGUUGUUACA
Molecule: messenger RNA, 1779 nt
Organism: Impatiens glandulifera
Lineage: Eukaryota; Viridiplantae; Streptophyta; Magnoliopsida; Ericales; Balsaminaceae
Exons: 2
Coding region: 91-1614 (507 amino acids)
Source: RefSeq, a predicted model, not a curated record